Molecule: messenger RNA, 417 nt
Organism: Letharia lupina
Lineage: Eukaryota; Fungi; Ascomycota; Lecanoromycetes; Lecanorales; Parmeliaceae
Exons: 2
Coding region: 1-417 (138 amino acids)
Source: RefSeq, a predicted model, not a curated record
AUGUCAGCCAACGCACCCCUCCACAUCGCCUGGCGCGGCGUCCCCUUCACCCUCUAUGAAUGUCAACUCGCCUGCGCCCUAAAAAUCUACGUCAAAUUCGAAGACGGCACAAUUCCCGACGAUCAAACGAUCGGGCAAGUAAUCGGAACAUCGAGCGGCCUUCAAAACAUGGACUGUGGCGGCUUGGUCGCGCACUUACGGGCCACGAACGACAUAUACCCCGAAAUGCUUGCCGGCGGUGAGCCGACGGCCAUCUGGGCAACAAAUGUGUGGAACUCGUGGCUGGAUCCGUGCGCAGGUCCGGCCGCCGGGCUAGCUACCACAUGGGAUCGAGAUGGAAAUGGUGGAUGGACGGGAUCGUCUGGCUUGGAGACCGCUGUUUGUGAUAGCUUGGAGGAGAGUAGUGUGCUCGCAUGA